Molecule: messenger RNA, 1800 nt
Organism: Fusarium poae
Lineage: Eukaryota; Fungi; Ascomycota; Sordariomycetes; Hypocreales; Nectriaceae
Exons: 2
Coding region: 1-1800 (599 amino acids)
Biological process (GO): regulation of DNA-templated transcription
Molecular function (GO): zinc ion binding; DNA-binding transcription factor activity, RNA polymerase II-specific
Source: RefSeq, a predicted model, not a curated record
AUGACAGCGUCACUCGCAGAGGGUGAAAAGCCCAAACGCACUAGAACCAAUGUAAAGCAGUCUAAAUUUGGUUGUUUCACCUGCAAAGCUCGGCGCAUCAAGUGCGAUGAAGCUAAGCCUACAUGUCAACGCUGUCAAUCUUCUAAGCGCGAAUGCAAAGGUUAUCCUCGGGGAGUAUUUCUCGACUCACCGCCAAGUACAACCUCGCUUGUACCUUUAUCGGCCUCGCCUUCGUCUUCAAUAUCGUCCUCAACUUUAUCAAACAUCAUUUUACCUUCCACGGUUCUCUCUUUUGACCCAUAUCAUCUUUCAAGUCCCUUUGUCAAUCUUGCUUGCGGUGUUCUGGUGCAGAGUCCUCGACGCGGCAGAAAUGAUGCCGAACAAUCGUUUUGGACUCGAACUGUGCCUCAACUAGUGCAUAUCGUCCCUUCGGUACGAGCUGCCGCCGAGGCGUUCGGUGCGUCUUACAAGGAAUACGUUUUACGAGUAGACGAUUCCUGUUCCGGUAUCGAGACUACAAGGCGAUAUACCCAAGCCUUGAGGUUGGUGCAACACGAUCUGGCUACUUUACAACACGGACCAGUCCCCUGUAUCAUGGCUUGUUUAUUUCUUGCAUUCGCUGAAGCGAUACAACAGAAGCUGGACGUAGGGUUAAUGCACCUUUUGGGGGCAUUCUCUGUCAUGUUAUCACGGACCGACAAGAAGCUGUUGGCCGAUGUCGAUACCCAGAGUUUAUCGCUACUGUUGCAGAAGCUUGAUCUUCAUGUCGCUACUUAUGGUGUCUGUCACCCUCCAGAAUUACCUCCUUCACCUCCACUUACAACGAAUAUUGUCGAGUCGCUCCCCCCAGACCAGGCUCUAUUUAAAAUCCUGCAUUCGUGUUACCAUUUUGACGCACAGGCAUCUACUUACAAGUACACGACUCGCCGGGCGAUUCCACCUGAGAUGCUGAUUGAGCAAGGUCGUCAACUCGCAACUCUAAGGCUAUGGUUAUCGUUCAACGAACUACCUUCGGCAUGGGACGCGACCACACACGAAUCGCUAGUAGUUCUACGCUCCCAAUGCCUCACUGCCUUGGUUCAUACAGCUACUAUCCUGGAGCCUCGCGAAACCGGGUACGACUGCUACGGGCCCGAAUUCCAGGAAAUAAUUACUACAAUAGGAACAUUGUUACUCAACAGAGGUCCAUCGACAGAUGUAUCAAGCAGUGCAUUGGGUCAACUUCCCUCUUUCAAUCCAGAGAUGUCAGUCUUUCAUCCACUGUAUUACACCGCGAAGAAAUACCGAAAUGGAUUUUGGCGCCGCAGAGCAUUGAACUUGAUCCUCCGAACCGGAAAAGAAGGGCCUUGGUGUCCUAGGACAGAAGGGUUGAUGAUUGAAGUUGUCAUCAGAAAGGAGGAGGGAGAAUUUAAUAAGGUGUCUUUGGAUCUGUCAAGGGCCGAGGAUCCAGCUCUUGAUUCUCCUUCCAACAUCCCUGAGAAGAAUAGGAUCAAUGCAUGCUGGCCCAUUGACCCCGAUGCUGAAACGAGAGAAGUCACCAAGUUUACUAAACAAAAAUUUAGCAAAGGUAUCUUGUAUAGGUGUAUGGACGUGGACCGGCUAUUGGCUUCGGAUGAAGCACAGAAGCCUCGCUCAUGGGCAUGGCUCAAAUCUGCGUGGUGGGAAGAGUGGACUGAGCCUCUUGAGGAGCCAAGCUGGAUUUCCAACUCAAAGGCAACUUUGAUAAGACGAGUGGAAACUUUAAUCCUGUUACAAUUUCUAUCAUCCUUUUCUAACAGUGAUAGUGGACAUAUCGUCUAA